Rhagoletis zephyria (snowberry fruit fly) is the source of this 318-nucleotide messenger RNA. The record is from RefSeq and is a predicted model, not a curated record. NCBI's taxonomy places the organism in Eukaryota, Metazoa, Arthropoda, Insecta, Diptera, Tephritidae.
AUGUACGAAGAGCGCAAAAACGAGUCACUUGAGCAGAAACGCGCUCGGCUACUUUACCAAAGUCGGAAACGAGGCACUCUGGAGAAUGAUCUGCUGUUGGCAAGUUUUGCGCACAAGCACCUGCCGACGAUGAACGCGGAAGAGCUAGACAAGUACGACUACCUGAUCAACACCAUCUCCAAUGAAUGGGACAUUUACUACUGGGCCGUUGGCGUCAAAGAAGUGCCUGAAGAGUAUCGCAAUUCUAUCAUGACCAAGUUUAUAGAGCAUGUGAAAAAUGAAAACCGCGAACAACGCUUUCGCCAGCCGGAAUUGUGA